Molecule: messenger RNA, 3238 nt
Organism: Cucumis sativus (cucumber)
Lineage: Eukaryota; Viridiplantae; Streptophyta; Magnoliopsida; Cucurbitales; Cucurbitaceae
Product: ribonuclease E/G-like protein, chloroplastic
Exons: 14
Coding region: 55-3033 (992 amino acids)
Biological process (GO): rRNA processing
Cellular component (GO): cytoplasm
Molecular function (GO): RNA nuclease activity; RNA binding; starch binding
Source: RefSeq, a predicted model, not a curated record
UCUUUAUCCGAAAUUCUAGAGCUCCCUUGGGAGCUUCAUCAUCAACCUCGCUUCAUGGGUGUUCCUGAAGCUUGUUCGUCGUCUCACCAUCUCGUAUUGCACCGCCGCUUCCAUCUCUCUCACCCUUGGCCACCAUGCGCCCACAAGUUUCUAUCUCCAUCUCCGUGCAUACACCUGCAUAUGACCCUUGGAAAGAUGAUGUUCCGUCUCUGCACAGGGCAGAAUAAUUAUGUUGGAGGAUCACCUGUAAUGUCGACAAUAAAAGGAGUAUGCAAAGUAGUUUGGACUAUUGAAGCUGAUUUGGAAGUUGAUCAACUUCUUUAUCUAACUGGGGACCCUAUCACAUUAGGCUCCUGGGAACCAAAUAUGGCGAUUCAAAUGUCUCCUACGCAUCAUGCUAACUUAUGGAAAGCUGAAGCCAAGAUAACUUGUGGCAUAAAUUUCAAGUACAAUUAUUUUAUCAAGGACGAAGCAUUGCCUUCAUCAGACAUCAUUUGGAGAACUGGACCUGAGUUUUCUCUAUCCCUGCCUCAAACUGUUAAUCAUGAUAAACAUAUAACGGUGAGGGAUUCAUGGAUGAGGUUUGCUGUCACACCCCCUUCAGUUUUCACAUGGGAUUCAUGGAUAGAGGAACUACCACUGAAAUCUCUUCCAGCAGAGGAUGAACGUAAAAUUGAAGAAGAAUGUCUUGAGAGUGAUUCUAUUGAGCCCUAUGUAAAUUUGAAUGGUACCAUGAUAUAUGAUAAAUUGUACUCUGAUCAUGAGGAACUGAUGGAUUCUACCAGUCAAAGUUCAGAUUUUCAUAGACAUCAACCUGUUGAGGAACCAUGGUUACCCCUCUCUUUUUAUCUGCCCAAGAAUGUGUUGGAGCCUGAUCUGCUGAAAAAUGAUGUCAGUAUAAAAGAAGAGGCAACAGUAUUAGAAACUCGAGAUCCACUAUUGGAAGAUGCAGCAAAUCUGUUGCCUACAUCAGGGGCUGAUACAAUGUUGAAGGACCCUAUUUCUACCAUCAUACUGAUUAAUUCGUCAAUAUGCACCAUGCAGCGGAUUGCUGUAUUGGAAGAAGGAAAAUUGGUAGAGCUGCUUUUGGAACCGGUUAAAAGCAAUGUGCAGUGUGAUAGUGUGUAUUUAGGGGUCGUCUCAAAACUUGUUCCUCACAUGGGUGGUGCAUUUGUAAAUAUUGGAAACUCUAGACCGUCGCUAAUGGACAUCAAGCAAAACAGGGAACCUUUCAUAUUUCCUCCUUUUUGUCAAAGGGUAAACAAACAAGUGAUCAAUGAUUGCUCCAUACAAGGACAACUGACAUCACUAGGUGAAAGUAUAUUGAGUAUUCCAAAAAAUGAUGGUGUUGCAGAUAUUGAGAUUCAAAAUACUUCGAUGCUGUCUGUGCUUGAUGACCACGAGGACAAUGAAGUUGAAGAUGGCUUUGAUGUUUUGGAGGUUAGAGAAAAUGUGAAUGGCAGCAUAGUAGAUGAUGAUGGUGAUUUAGAUGCUGACUUUGAAGACUGCAUAGAUGAUAAGGCACAUCAUUUAGAGGGCCAUGCUAGCAUCAGUUAUUCAGCUACUGCAAGUUAUUCUAGUGAUUCUCAAUUAUCUUUUCUCCAAUAUGGAAAGGAUUCUAAGCAGAUAGUGACUGAUGAAAAUAAGUGGCUCCAAGUUCGGAAAGGCACCAAAAUAAUAGUUCAGGUUGUCAAAGAGGGGCUAGGGACUAAAAGUCCUAUGCUGACUGCUUACCCACGACUAAGAAGCAGAUUUUGGAUAUUGUUAACUCGUUGUGAUAGAAUCGGCAUCUCAAAGAAAAUUUCUGGUGUCGAGCGUACACGCUUAAGGGUUAUAGCUAAAACCUUACAGCCUCAAGGUUUUGGUUUGACCGUAAGAACAGUUGCUGCUGGUCAUUCUUUAGAAGAAUUACAAAAAGAUUUGGAUGGUCUAAUUUCAACUUGGAAAACUAUAACAGAAAAUGCAAAAUCAGCUGCUCUAGCAGCAGAUGAAGGUGUUGAGGGAGCAGUUCCAGUUAUUCUCCAUAGGGCCAUGGGUCAAACACUGUCAGUUGUGCAAGAUUAUUUUAAUGAUAAGGUUAAAAGAAUGGUAGUUGACUCUCCAAGGACAUAUCACGAGGUCACUAAUUACCUUCAGGAAAUUGCUCCUGACCUUUGUGACCGAGUGGAGUUAUUCCAUGGAAGAAUACCCCUUUUUGACAAAUUUAAUAUUGAAGAAGAGAUCAAUAGUAUUAUCAGCAAAAGGGUUCCACUUGUGAAUGGAGGUUCUUUAAUAAUUGAACAAACUGAGGCUCUAGUUUCCAUUGAUGUGAAUGGAGGACAUGGGGUAUUUGGUCAAGCAUCUUCUCAGGAGAACGCUAUUCUAGAGGUCAACCUUGCUGCUGCAAGACAGAUAGCAAGGGAAUUACGAUUGAGAGAUAUAGGUGGAAUAAUAGUAGUAGAUUUCAUUGACAUGGAAGACGAAUCGAAUAAGAGGUUAGUCUAUGAAGAAGUAAAGAAAGCUGUUGAGAGAGACAGGUCAAUAGUGAAAGUUUCUGAGUUAUCCAGACAUGGACUCAUGGAAAUUACAAGAAAGAGGGUUCGGCCAAGUGUAACAUUUAUGAUCAGUGAGCCGUGUGCUUGUUGUCAUGCUACUGGAAGAGUUGAAGCUCUGGAAACCUCCUUUUCAAAAAUCGAGCAGGAAAUCUGUCGACAGCUUGCAACAUUGAAGCAGAAACCAGAUCCUGACAAUCCAAAAUCCUGGCCAAAGUUCGUCUUAAGAGUCGAUCAUCACAUGUGUGAAUACUUAACUUCGGGAAAAAGGACGAGACUUGCAGUCUUGAGUAGUUCCCUCAAAGUUUGGAUCAUUUUGAAGGUAGCUAGAGGAUUCACAAGAGGUUCAUUUGAGGUGAAAUAUUUUGCAGACGAUAAGUUGAGCAGAAGUGAAAAUCAAGCGCCGAUUUCUUUGUUACAACCAUUAGAGGGCAGAAGUAACAACUCUGGCAAGAAAGUUACCCUCUUUCCAGUUAAAAAGUGGAAAGGGACUAGGAGAUAAAAAGACGAGACUAGUUUUUACAGCCCAAAAUUUUGUAAGCCAAGCUCAAAGGUCUUUUUAUUUGUCAUUAUGCUAGACUACGUGCAAUUGCAUAUUCAGAUUGACAAACUUUUAAAACGAUCAGUCAAAGUGAUUAAUUUGAAUUAACCUUGACGUUUUAGUUCAUAUCAAUGAUUGAAGAUAAGAAAAUUGAAAAGCAUUAAAA